AUGGCAGACUUUCGCCACAGCCCUCGUCAAUUAGUUGGCUAUAUCCGCAAAAUCGUUCCUGAUCCUAGGAAUCCAGCGAUCUCAACUCCCUCUAACCCCUCGCCGCUUAAUUGUUCACAUCCACCCGAAGCAAUCACUCCCAAGCGCAAUUCAACGAUUAAAACGAGUCAACCCUCUUCCAAUUCUUGCGUGCUCCCAGGCCAUGAUGGGCAGUUCACCUUUACAUCCCUCUUACCAAGUACUAGCCAGCAGCCCUCGGGAUCGGCCAAUCGGAGCAACCAGAUCACUUCGGAACCACACCUUCCCUCAGGCCAAGGUCGACAGUUAAUCUUCACCUCCCUCUUGCCGAGUAGUAGCCAGUCAUCACCCGUUGGGCCUGAUCAAGAAUUGAUUCGACUCAAAUCUCUACUCCAGAGGGCUCGUCCAUGUCGAAGCUGCAAGUCUGUCAUCGAAACCACUCCGCCGGUCUCCCCGGAUCAGAUUCAUCAUUACUGCCCGAUGUGUUGUGAGGUCAUUUGCAAGGGAUGCAUGAAUGUCACCGGAUGCGACUGGAGUUGUUCAGGACCGUUUCAUGGACAGGAUUGUCCAACGAUAAAAUGCUGCGCCACCGGUCGAGCAUCAAUUUGGAUCGAGCUGUUAGGGCAACUUGAUUCUUGCUUCCUAAUGAAUCAAUACAAAAUAUCUUUCAAACAUGGUCCCAAGAUAACUCACCUAUACGGCGACGAAGCUUUGGUCGAGUAUAUGAACGCCGCAAAUGGAUUGUUGAUCGCCAGUGGAGACGAUGACGAGCGCUUGGGCUACCUUGGAUCUAUACUCAUCAGCUCAACAUUGAUCGAUGUUCUCAGUCAGACAUUUCUAUGUUCUCCCCUCUUGAGUUGGCACUUUCGGGCGGAACUAUUCCUAAGCACAAUUAGUGUGGUUCAAGGAAUCCUCCAGAAGCUCGAUCAGCCUUGGAAGAUCCUCAACUCGGAAUUUGUCAAAUCAAGCACCACUGGUAUCUCUCCUCUUGAUCAUCGGCAGCACAAAAUCAUAUGGAAUAAGAUCUCUGAAAAGGAUCAUCGACCUAAUUCGACUGAAACGAAACUCGAAAAGCUACAAGACUCGUUCCCCGGUUUGAUGGCCGAUGUUGAGGAAAUUCUUCAUAAUCGUAGAAAGCCCAUGAUAAUUUACCACUCGGCGCUGCCCUCUCUCAGACAAUCGAUCAACCAAAACAGUACCAGAUCACUAUCAUCAGACCAUCAAUCGACCCAAGCUUGCACGGUCGUUCCUACUCCACUCACAUCCGUCUCCUCUAACGCUCAACAUGGCUCAACCAGCUCCGAUCCCACCUUCCGAAAGAGUGCUACCUUCACUAGACGCAGCGGAAGUAGGGCCGAUGGUCGUGGUUCUAUCGUUGUCCAUACCAGAACCCAUGACAAUGCCCAACUUCCCCAUGCGACUAAGAUGCAGAUGGCGGAUUACCUUAGGAAAUUCGAACAUCUUUUCAUGGUCACCCCUCAACGGUUUGAAAGAGGAUGGACACCUAUGAUACCCACAUUUGUGUUUGGAUGGCCAACCGGCAAGGAAGUUGGCCCAUACUUGGCCGUGGACUUGGGUAAGCUGAUGCCCUCCACCCAUCAUGCCAACCGCUGCCAAUUAAGAGACAUGUUCUUGAAACUCGGGCGGUACCAAUUUGCGUUUGCUGGUCCUGAGCUCAAUAUAAUUGACUUCCUUUCGUCAGGGAUUCGGGUCCAGCUCACUUCACUGAUGGUCGUUUCCCUUGCUACGCUUGUUGUGUCCUUCUUGUCGUUACGAAAACCAUUUUCGGAGUUCCCUUCUUUACUGGGUGCAAUAGCUGCUUCCACGAAGAAAGUCGCAAAUAUCCCCAAAAUUGCCUCACUCGGCCUUCCUCCAGAUGCCGAGAUGGCUAUCACUUGUGAAUGGGGGGCUUUCGAUUUUGGUACCCCUGAACACUUGCCUCGAACCAAGUAUGAUUUGGUCAUCGAUGAAACCUCUAAUAAGCCUGGAGAACAAGCUUUUGAGAAGAUGAUCGCCGGCCUCUAUCUUGGUGAAGCUUUCCGACUGACCGUAGGGGAGAUGAUCGAAGAAGGGAUCUUGUUUUUGGGUCAGAAUACAUAUAAGAUGGAAAAGAGCUAUUGUUUCGAUACUGCCUUCCUCAGUCUGAUCGAAAGUGACCCCACAGAGGAAUUAUUGACAGUCACAGGGUUAUUUACACACUUCUUUGGCUUGGAUACCACGAUUUCCGAACGCCAGUUUUUCCGAAGACUUGCGGAAUUGAUAGGUACCAGGUCCGCUAGACUUUCGGCCUGUGGAAUAGCGGCUAUAGUGUCCAAGAUGGGAAUGGUCGAAACCGGAUGUGGAGUGGCUACCGAUGGAAGUCUUUACAAUAAAUACCCACAAUUUCCCCAAAGGUUACAUGAAGCUCUCGUGGAUAUUUUUGGUGAAAAGGGCCGCUUAAUUAAAACCUAUCAUGCCGAAGAUGGCCGCGGAGUAGGAAGUGCAAUAAUUGCAGCGAUGACCAAAGCAAGAUUGGCAGAGGGCAAAUUCACUCAUGUCUAG
Messenger RNA from Puccinia graminis f. sp. tritici CRL 75-36-700-3, 2559 nucleotides. RefSeq lists its product as uncharacterized. The record is from RefSeq and is a predicted model, not a curated record. Gene Ontology annotation, cellular component: mitochondrion; cytosol. Gene Ontology annotation, molecular function: glucokinase activity; fructokinase activity; ATP binding. The transcript has 14 exons. Gene Ontology annotation, biological process: glycolytic process; glucose 6-phosphate metabolic process; intracellular glucose homeostasis. Lineage: Eukaryota; Fungi; Basidiomycota; Pucciniomycetes; Pucciniales; Pucciniaceae. The coding region runs from base 1 to 2559 and encodes 852 amino acids.